GUUCCUGUGGAAAAGAUGUCAAAAAACACUACAGACAACUCAACUAUCAGUCAACCAGCUGUUCUAGGUGUGUUCCUGGGAAGCAUUUCACUCAUCACUAUUGUUAUGAAUAUAUUAGUACUAUGUGCUGUGAAAACUGAAAGGAAGCUGCAAACCGUUGGCAAUUUAUACAUUGUCAGCCUCUCUAUUGCAGAUCUGAUUGUUGGUUCAGCUGUUAUGCCCCUGAACAUUGUUUAUCUCCUCAAUUCUCAGUGGAUUCUAGGCUUAUCAGCCUGUUUGUUCUGGCUGUCAAUGGAUUAUGUGGCCAGUACUGCAUCCAUUUUCAAUCUCUUCAUAUUGUGCAUUGAUCGUUAUCGUUCAGUUCAGCAACCACUGAAAUAUCUCAGGUAUAGAACAAAAAGGAGAGCUUCAGUAAUGAUUUUGGGGGUUUGGUUGCUCUCUUUCAUGUGGGUCAUCCCAAUCCUAGGAUGGCAUGUUUUUGCUAACCAUGGGAAAAGGAAAGUAACCGAAACCAAGUGUGAAACUGAAUUCUCGGAAGUCACCUGGUUUAAAGUGUUGACAGCCAUUGUGAACUUCUACAUACCCUCUAUCAUGAUGUUGUGGUUCUACUAUAAAAUAUUCAGAGCUGUUAGAAAACACUGUCAACACCGAGAGCUCAUCAAUGGAUCACAUCAGCCUGUCUCAGAAAAAAACUCCAAACAUCAUUGUAAGAUGGACAAGCAAAACGUUUGCAUUCAAAAUCAAAUCUUAGAUGAGAACAGCCCUCCAAAACACAAACAAAUCUCCCCUCAGCCUGAAAAUAUGGGGGCAGAGCUUCAGUUCAGUGAUCCUGACAAGUCUUCAAAGACAUUCGUUGGCAAGAGUAAUAGGAGAAUCCUUAAAUGGGGCUGUUUCCCUCUCACCACUGCCCAGUCUGAGUCAGGCCAAGAUAAAGCAGGAAAGAAGCAUGUGUGUGUAACAGAAGAGAACAAAACUGAAGAGGAGACUUGCUCACAAGACAGUGACUUAAGUGAUGCAUCAGACAGCCAGACUUUCACUGAUGAGGUACCUAACGGAGAGGGCUCCAAUCCUAACCAUGAAAGAGCUGGCAGUCCUCAGGAAAAGACGGAGAACAGGGAUUUCAAAGGACUGUCUUACCUGAGGAAAACCUGGCAAAGUCUGCAUGCCCAUUCCAAAACACACACUCAAGGACUGCAUGUGAACAGGGAGAGAAAAGCAGCUAAGCAGUUAGGGGUCAUAAUGGCAGCCUUUAUGUUGUGCUGGAUUCCCUAUUUUGUAUUGUUUAUGGUAAUAGCUUUCCAUGGGCAUGAAAGAUUUUCAAAGUUACACAUGUUCACUAUAUGGCUUGGCUAUGUGAACUCCACCUUGAACCCAUUCUUGUAUCCUCUUUGUAAUCAGAAUUUCAAGAAGACAUUCAAAAAGAUCUUUCACAUUCACUGA
This is a messenger RNA of Melopsittacus undulatus (budgerigar), 1440 nucleotides long. It is a transcript of the gene HRH1, whose product is annotated as histamine receptor H1. The record is from RefSeq and is a predicted model, not a curated record. The transcript has a single exon. Gene Ontology annotation, biological process: regulation of vascular permeability; G protein-coupled receptor signaling pathway, coupled to cyclic nucleotide second messenger; chemical synaptic transmission. Gene Ontology annotation, molecular function: neurotransmitter receptor activity; histamine receptor activity; G protein-coupled serotonin receptor activity. Bases 16 to 1440 code for a protein of 474 amino acids. NCBI's taxonomy places the organism in Eukaryota, Metazoa, Chordata, Aves, Psittaciformes, Psittaculidae. Gene Ontology annotation, cellular component: dendrite; plasma membrane.